Messenger RNA from Aspergillus calidoustus, 2434 nucleotides. The record is from the annotation of a GenBank genome assembly. Lineage: Eukaryota; Fungi; Ascomycota; Eurotiomycetes; Eurotiales; Aspergillaceae.
UUUUUUUUCGGAGCCACGAGACGGUCGAGACUCUCUCAACCACGACCCUCACCACCAGCAUCGGCAAUCACCAUGAACAGGCUCAGUGGGCUUUCUCUGCCGCGCAGGCACUCAAUAUGCCUUUUCUGUCGCGCCCAGACAGCUCUACCGGCUUCGCCUCUUCAGGGACAGGCUCUGCGCUCCCUCGCCACGGGGCGCUCCAGCAAUCGGCGAGCUGCUCGCAUGACACUGUCGAGGGAUGUCGGCAGAACAUCUCUCAGGCCAAGACGAGUCGACAGCGGUAAAAUCGGCCCUUUUUCCAACAUGAACCGGACAGAAGCACGAGUUCGCGAUGAGCCGCGGUCGCGGUCGCCUGCCGCCCUCAAGCGUUCCGGUCUGCCAGAAGAAACGUCGAAAAAGACCGACAGCCCUCUAUACAAGGCUCUGAAGAUGCAAACUACAUUAUCGCCGAUAUCGUAUGGUAAACGAACGGCAGUCAAAGCCAAAAUCGCCGAAAUUACAAGCUUCGACCAAUUUGAACUCCUGCCCAUCGUUCGAAACUCGAUCCUCUCUCAAGCCCUUCCAGGCAUCAUCGACGCCGUUCCAACGCCUAUCCAACGUCUUGCAAUUCCUGAACUCCUCGCAGAUCCUCCAGCCAAGAAGAAGUCGACCAAGGUAGAUGACGAGGCGCCAAAAUACGCUCAAUACCUCCUUGCUGCGGAGACUGGUUCGGGGAAAACGUUGGCGUAUCUGAUACCAUUAGUCGACGCCCUCAAGCGCCAGGAAGCACAGGACCAGGUAAUUGAGAGAAGAAAAGAAGAGGAGAAAAUGCGGGAACUUGAAGAAAAGAAGAACAAGCAGGCGUUUGACCUAGAGCCUGAAAUGCCUCCCGAGUCAAACGCAGCUCGGCCAAGAAUUAUCAUCCUGGUACCCACCGCCGAGUUGGUGGCGCAGGUAGGCGAGAAGGUCAAGGCCUUUUCACACACAGUCAAGUACAGGUCUGGAAUGAUUCAUUCCAACCUGACGCCUCGUCGUAUCAAAAGUACCCUUUUCAACCCAGCCGGAAUCGACAUUCUGGUCACAACCCCGCAUCUCCUCGCCUCCAUCGCAAAGACCGAGCCGUAUGUCCUAAGCCGUGUCAGCCACCUCGUUCUUGAUGAAGCCGACUCCCUUAUGGACCGCUCCUUCCUACCAACAACCACAGAAGUCAUCAGCAAGGCUGCCCCCUCGCUACAAAAACUCAUCCUCUGCUCCGCUACAAUCCCCCGCAGCCUCGACACUCAACUCCGCAAACGCUACCCCGACAUUAGACGCCUCACCACUCCAAACCUACACGCAAUUCCCCGCCGAGUCCAACUCGGUGUAAUCGACAUUCAAAAAGACCCCUACCGCGGAAACCGCGACCUCGCCUGCGCCGAUGUAAUCUGGUCCAUUGGCAAGGCCGGCGACUCCGACCCCGUCCACCCUCACGCGCACUACCUUGGACCGCAGGUCAAGAAGAUUCUCGUCUUCGUCAAUGAGCGUGAAGAAGCCGAUCAGGUCGCCGAGUUCCUCAAGUCAAAGGGAAUCGACGCGUACGCUCUUUCUCGGGACUCAAGCGCGCGUAAGCAGGAGGAGAUCCUCGCCGAAUUCACCAUACAGCCUGCACCUCCCACGCCUGAUGAGAUCAUGGUCAUCAAGCAACGGCGCCGCGAAGAGCGCGCUAUCCCUAUGGAGAUGCCGAAGCCGACCCGCCUCGACCGCCGGACAUUAGAGAAUACCAAAGUCCUCGUCACAACCGACAUCGCAUCGCGGGGUAUCGACACACUUGCUGUAAAGACGGUCAUCCUAUACCACGUCCCACACACAACGAUCGACUUUAUCCAUCGUCUCGGCCGCCUUGGACGCAUGGGUAAGCGUGGUCGCGCUAUUGUACUGGUCGGUAAGAAGGACCGCAAGGAUGUGGUCAAGGAGGUUCGCGAGGGUAUGUUCAGAGGACAAGCCCUGAUCUAAACUAGGCUUCGUCUGUGACAUGCUCGACCUUGUACUUUUACGUUUCAUAUUGGCGCUGGAUAUCGGAUAGAAAAUACCCAUGUGGUCUCGGUUUUGCAGGCAUGGCUGUAAUAUAUAUCACUGACUUUGACGCUGUACAUUAUCAUCAACAUAACAUUUCUUCUGCAUUCAUAUCAUAGACACGACUUGACUCACUCAUGUAUCCCUACUUGUUUUUGCCAUAUUACUCCGCAGAAUUACCUCUAUGCUCAACCAGCAUUACAUUUAACUGGUUACUGAUCCCUGACUACGGCCACCAACCAGUCUUACGUGAGACCAACUCAUCCAGGUUUGGUCUGGUGUGGGCAUCGGAGGGCGACCUCUGUGUCUGCUCGCAAGGCUGGCAUGGCUGGCUGGGUCAACAUCGAACUCGAGAUCAAUAAUUGGCAAGCACGCUUCUUCCCGUUCAUUUUCAAUCUCCUCC